This is a messenger RNA of Elaeis guineensis (African oil palm), 1276 nucleotides long. RefSeq lists its product as uncharacterized. Lineage: Eukaryota; Viridiplantae; Streptophyta; Magnoliopsida; Arecales; Arecaceae. The record is from RefSeq and is a predicted model, not a curated record.
UAUUUGUGUCUUCCUGUCUCUGCGUCUCUCACCUUUCUUUUCUGGUGAAAUAUAUUUCCUAGAGGCCUGUGUCUUCUUCCACCACCAAACCAAAACCGCACAAUCCAAAGGACAAAAAGAGAGUAGGGAAGAGAGAUGGGUAGGGCUCCGUGCUGUGACAAGGCCAACGUGAAGAAAGGGCCUUGGUCUCCGGAGGAGGACUCCAAGCUCAAGGAGUUCAUAGAGAAGUAUGGGACUGGUGGCAAUUGGAUCUCUCUUCCUCACAAAGCUGGGCUAAAGAGAUGCGGUAAAAGUUGCAGGCUGAGAUGGCUCAACUACCUGAGGCCCAACAUAAAGCACGGGGAGUUCUCGGAUGAUGAGGACAGGAUAAUAUGCGGCCUCUUCGCUAGUAUUGGAAGCAGGUGGUCCAUCAUAGCUGCCCAGCUUCCAGGCAGGACAGAUAAUGAUAUCAAGAACUAUUGGAACACCAAGCUUAAGAAGAAGCUCUUGGGGAUUGCUCCUUCCCAAAGGAAAUCACAUCAACAGCAACAACAACGGAAGCAGCAGCAGCAGCAGCUACUCUUCCCAUCACCAUCCUCGUCCUCACAAGGCAGCCGCUACACCUCUCCACUUCCCCCCCUCCCAGUCCUCGAAAGCUUCCCCAAAAUCUCGCAGGAUGCCUUCACCAUUGUUCCUACCACCACUUCUUCCACUCUCUUGCAAGGCCCAUCUUAUCAGUACCAGAUGAAGGAAAGUGGUAAUAACACGAUCAUGUUUGGAAGCGAGCAUAGCUGCAGCUCAUCUGAUGGGAGCUCCACACAGAUCAGCUAUGGAAAGAUGGACCAUAACUAUAUUUGUAGAGGUGGUGGAGGGGAACAGAUGGGCUUUGAGAGUUCUCUCUGUGGUGGUGGGAUCGAGGACUAUGGGCCGUCACGGCUGUGGGAAGAAGCUCCAUUAGAGUAUAAUUAUGAGGAGAUCAAGCAGCUUCUCCGCGGCAACAACGAUCACUAUUUCUAUUGAUGACUCAACGGCGGUGGAGGUAGGGGGGAGUUUCAGAGCCCAAGGAAGGGUCAUGUACCGCUUCAGAAUGUAAAGAUAAAAUCAUAAGAUCUUUUUAGAGGUAUGGUUGUGUGGUAUCUGAUGAGGACUUUGACGGUACAUAGGUUAAAACGAGGGUGUUUGCAAUUGGCCUGUGAUUUGAUGCUUGGUGUAUGGUACAACCCUUCCUCUGUCCCACAAUUCAUAAAAAAAAAAAAAAAGUACAUUGGAGCGGUAGCAGUCGCAUUCUUGGAGAAAA